This is a messenger RNA of Fragaria vesca subsp. vesca, 2957 nucleotides long. RefSeq lists its product as uncharacterized. The record is from RefSeq and is a predicted model, not a curated record. The transcript has 4 exons. Gene Ontology annotation, molecular function: RNA binding. Lineage: Eukaryota; Viridiplantae; Streptophyta; Magnoliopsida; Rosales; Rosaceae. Bases 195 to 2936 code for a protein of 913 amino acids.
AUACAAAGCACUCUGCGUUGCUCUCUAUCUUCAAUUCCCAAACCCUAAACCGUAAAGGCUAGGAUCACACUGACACUCUCACACUCACUCUACAGGCUUUGUUCUACGUCGCCGACUCCAAUCUUUACCGUCACAGAGAGAAGAGCCAUCCACAUCUUCCUCCGAAAUCACUCUGCAUAUUUACUCAAAACACUAUGGCGGGUCGCGGCGGAGGAAGGGACAGGCAGAGCGGCGGCGGACCGCGGCGGUUCGACGGCGGAAGAGGCAGCAAGGCGCCGCCGUCGAGACACUUGUGGAUCGGGAACCUCUCUCACGGUAUCACCGAGGACGAACUGACACGUCACUUUCUGAACUUCGGAGACUUGGAGAGCGUGGCGUUCCAGCCCGGCCGGAGCUAUGCUUUCAUCAAUUUCAAGAUGGAGGAGGACGCUAGGGCCGCCAUGGAGGCUCUUAACGGCUUUCCGGUUGCCGGCAACCCGCUGAGGGUCGAGUUUACCAAGGCGGAUAAAUCAUCAGUGCCAUCACGUGAAGAAGAUUACUCCCAACGGCGAGAUGAACAACAUUCAGCAGUAAGAGGAUCUCCUUUGUUGCAAAGGGAGUUUAGAGCACGCCAAGAUACUCCUGAGAAACUUUAUCAAGAAAAAUCCAGUAUGGGUGAUAAAAACACAGAGCCUAGUGAAGUACUAUGGAUAGGUUUUCCAGCUUUAUUAAAGGUGGAUGAAUUCAUAUUAAGGAAGUCUUUUGCACCAUUUGGUGAAAUUGAGAAGAUAACUGCCUUUCCUGGUCGUAGCUAUGCGUUCGUUCGUUUUAGGAGUGUAAUGUCAGCUAGCAGAGCGAAAGCAGCUCUUCAAGGGAAAUUAUUUGGAAACCCUCGUGUACAUAUUUGUUUUGCAAGGAACGACAACAGCUCAUCAAACAGUGGAAGGAAUUCAAGCGAUGACCCUCCACCCCCACAUGGGAAAUUCACUGGUCGCUCUGGAUCAUCUGAGAACUUUCGACAAGAUAGAAACUUUGGGAGCUUAACAGAGGAUUUUAGCAUCAGAUCUCCUCAGUAUUUCCCAACUUUGGAUUCUGGUGGUUAUGAGCCCUAUAGUUUAAAGAGGAAAGGAAAUUUAUGGACAGAUGAGGACAGUACAUUUGAACAGAGGAGGCCUGGUGAAAUAUCUGACCUAGGACACACACAAGAAAUGUAUGGUUAUCGGGGUAGUCCUACGAGUGAGAAAUAUGCUCAUUUACGUGAUUAUUCUCAGAGAUUUCCUCAAACAAAUCCACCGUAUGAAGAACCAUGGGACUUACCAGAUGACGUUCAUUACUUUCAUGGAGCCAAGAAGUUGAAGACAGAGUCUUACAUUCCUGAGAAAGAGCUUCCAGAGUAUCCAAUGUCUGUCUAUGAACAAGAAAAACUUGGUUUCCCCAGAUUCACUGAUUUUCACCAAGCUGACAAUUCCAAUAGAAACUUUGAGGCUGAUCCAUUUGGUUACAAACAAAUCCCUGAACGACCAAUCAAUCUAUCUCGACCUCCAGUUGAAAGGGGUGAGCCUUGGAAAGAAUCUUAUAUACAGCCGGGUUCUCAGCUACUAAAUUCUGUCGAUAGGAAAAGAUUUACUCCUGAAUCAAAGAAGUCUUUGGAACUAUGGAAAUGGGAAGGGACUAUAGCAAAGGGAGGAACUCCUGUCUGUCGUGCUCGUUGCUUUCCUGUGGGGAAGGUCCUUGACAUUAUCUUGCCUGAGUUUUUAGAUUGUACUGCAAGGACUGGUCUAGAUAUGCUUUCUAAGCAUUACGAUCAAGCAACCAGUGCUUGGGUUGUGUUCUUUGCCCCUGGAAGUGAUGCUGAUAUUGGAUACUACAAUGAAUUUAUGCAAUAUCUUGGGGAGAAGCAGAGAGCAGCCGUUGCCAAAUUAGAUGACAGGACCACCUUGUUUCUUGUACCCCCAUCUGAGUUCUCAGAGAAAGUGCUGAAGGUACCUGGGAAAUUAAGCAUCUCUGGUGUUGUUUUAAGGUUAGACCAGCCUAGUUCCAACUUUGGAUCUUAUCACCAGCAACAUGAACGAAAUGACACUAGAUUAUUGUCAUUUUCUGGGGACCCACCAUAUUCAAAAUUGCCAACCCCUUCAGUAUCCCAUCCUCCGUUUACAUCUUAUCCUGAUUCAAGUAAAUCAGGAGUUAGUAACCUAUCUUCGUUGGGGAACUUUUCAUCAACUCCACCAGCUUCGUUUCCUGGGCCAGCUCAUGGUGUUGGAAAUGGAUAUGAAUCUUACAAUGAGAACAUGCAUGAAUAUCCACCUUAUAAGGAAAGCCCUAGGUUGGGACCAAACUGGUCUUCUCAACACCCACAGAGUUCAGUUUCUGUUACUAGAAGCAGACCCAACCAGUUGUCCAAUAAUGCUGUUGAUUCAGUUCUUCAGGAGCAUCCCUCAGUCAUGCAAAGGCCCCUGCAAGAGGCAAUCCCUACUGGUGGAAUGCCUCGUGUUCAAAACAGCAAUUUCCAGGACACCCAGCCUUCAGUUUCUUUGCCUAUGCCUCUUGUAUCCCUGCAACCGGAGCAACUUGCCCGAUUGGCGUCUCUUCUCGAACAGCAGAAGCAGUCUGGGAGCAUUCCAAAUCCAUCCACGGGAGAAGAUUUUAGGCACAGAAAUGCAGUACAUGAAACUGAGAACCUGCCAAGGACAUGCCAGAAAUUUACGCAGCAGAAUAACCAGGUGACUUCUGUGCCCUCGACAUCUCAGUUUGGUCAAGCUCAAGAGUUGCAGCAGCCGCAACAGCAGGUAUCAUAUGUGCCUCACAUGGUUCAAAGAGAUCCUCAAGCAGGGGGUCAGGUAAAUCAGCAUCUGCAUAAUAUUAAUACAAAUGAAGGCGGAGAAACAGAUCGCAUGCAAGCGACGCUACAGCUUGCAGCAGCUCUACUUCAGCAGAUCCAACAAGGGAAAGGAAGUUGACAAGCGCUAUAUAUUAGUAUG